AUGUGGAUUCAAUUUAGUUUGCAAGGUAAAUAUAAGUGGUUGAAAAUCUUACCUGAUUUGAUCACAAAGUACAAUGAUACUAAGCAUCGAACUAUUAGAAUGAAAUCCAACGAAGUGUCUACAGCGAAUCAAUUUCAGAUUUUCAAAAGAUUUACUUGUGAGAGUAGAUCGCCGAAGAAGCCUAAGUUUAAGAUUGGUGAUAAGGUACGAUUGAGUGGAUUCUACGAACAGGAGCUCUUGAAGGCGAAGUAUCCAGAUGUUUAUCUUGUACAGAAAGUCUUGAAGAAGCGUGGAAAACAAGUAUACGUUAAAUGGUUAGGGUUUGAUAGUUCGCAUAAUAGUUGGAUUGAUAAGACUGAAAUAUAA
Molecule: messenger RNA, 366 nt
Organism: Nasonia vitripennis (jewel wasp)
Lineage: Eukaryota; Metazoa; Arthropoda; Insecta; Hymenoptera; Pteromalidae
Exons: 2
Coding region: 1-366 (121 amino acids)
Source: RefSeq, a predicted model, not a curated record